Messenger RNA from Limanda limanda (common dab), 774 nucleotides. RefSeq names its product E3 ubiquitin-protein ligase RNF182. Lineage: Eukaryota; Metazoa; Chordata; Actinopteri; Pleuronectiformes; Pleuronectidae. Gene Ontology annotation, molecular function: ubiquitin protein ligase activity. The transcript has a single exon. The coding region runs from base 1 to 774 and encodes 257 amino acids. Gene Ontology annotation, biological process: protein ubiquitination. The record is from RefSeq and is a predicted model, not a curated record.
AUGGCGAAAGAUGACAUGGCAGAGGUAGAGCUGGCCCCGAGCGGAGCGGAGCCCCCCGGCGAGGCCCCCCCGGCCUUUCCCUACGAGGAGUACGAGUGCAAGAUCUGCUACAAUUACUUCGACCUUGACCGCCGGGCCCCGAAGCUCCUGGAGUGCCUGCACACAUUCUGCGAGGAGUGUCUGAACACGCUGCACCUCCGGGAGGAGCGGCCAUGGCGCAUCAGCUGCCCCGUCUGUCGCCACCGCACCCCGGUGCCGGACUACCGGAUCCAGAACCUGCCCAACAACACCAAGGUGACGGAGGAUUUCCCGCUGUACAUGGACUCGGACCCGCUGCCUCAGGACGCCCUGCCGCCCUACCCGCCGCCGCUGCACCCGGCCCUGGUCGCGCUCCGCCGGGAGGAGGCGUCGGGGGCCGGGUGCAGCACCAGCCAGGCGACGCCGUCCACCACCGUGUCCACCGCCACCACCCUGUCCCAGGACUCCGUGCGCUACGACAGCUGCCAGAGCUGCAAGCGGGUGGCGCUGACCACCGGCUGCGUGUGCGUGAUCUUCUCCUUUCUGUCCAUGCUGGUGCUGCUCUUCAUGGGCCUGAUCUUCGUGCACAGCCACAGCAUCCCCCCCUCGCCGGCGGGACCCAUUUGCCUGUCGGUGGCCAGCAUCCUGGCCAUGUUCUCGGUGGUCGUCACGUGGCUCAUCUGCUGGCUCAAAUACAGACCGGACCAUGAGACUGGCCGCUCGUCCGCCACCAGUAACUCCCGGAGAAACGCCUGA